This is a messenger RNA of Crotalus tigris (Tiger rattlesnake), 2573 nucleotides long. RefSeq names its product aurora kinase A (gene AURKA). Bases 162 to 1415 code for a protein of 417 amino acids. Gene Ontology annotation, biological process: mitotic spindle organization; protein phosphorylation; regulation of cytokinesis. The record is from RefSeq and is a predicted model, not a curated record. Gene Ontology annotation, cellular component: chromosome passenger complex; spindle midzone; spindle pole centrosome. Gene Ontology annotation, molecular function: ATP binding; protein kinase activity. The transcript has 9 exons. Lineage: Eukaryota; Metazoa; Chordata; Lepidosauria; Squamata; Viperidae.
GGGGAAAGACUCGCCAAUCAGAAUGCGCAGGCAGUUUAAAGGGCGUUGAAGGAGGCGGGCGGGCGUUUGAAUUCAAACGGCGGUGGAGCCUGCCAGACGGAGUUUGGAGGUGAGGUGGCCUUCAAGAAGGACGGCUGGUGGAUGGCGGGGCUGUCGGGAUAAUGGACAAAACGAAUAAAGAAAACCAAAAUGGACAUCUACAUAACAGCAAGGUAGAUGGUCCAAAGAGGAUUCCUAUGUCCCAGAAUCGGGCAGCAAGGACUAGAAUUCAGUCACAGCAUAUUUUGACUGCUUCAAAUGUGCCCCAGAGAGUGCCUAUUCAAUCCCAGGCACAGAAACCUGCUGUUAGCCAUCCAAAAUAUUCCAACCACCUAAGUCAACAGCGACCAACAUCUGCAGUUCAACCAACAUCCAGGAAUUUAGUUUCAAAUAAACCUGGUAUAAUUCCUCAGCAGCCUUCUGCAUCUGGAAAAAAGCCUGGAACUGAAGAUGUAUCAGCUGCAACAACUGAGGCCAAAGGAGCUUCAAGUUCAAAAAGUGAGAACAAAGAGGAAUCAAAAAGUGAAACUAAAAGAAAACAAUGGUUCCUUGAUGACUUUGAAAUUGGCCGUCCUUUGGGAAAAGGAAAAUUUGGAAAUGUGUACCUGGCUCGAGAAAAACAGAGUAAAUUCAUUUUGGCCCUGAAGGUCUUGUUUAAAUCACAGCUGGAAAAAGCAGGUGUAGAACAUCAGCUGCGGCGAGAAGUAGAAAUACAAUCUCAUCUUUGGCAUCCCAAUGUUCUCAGGCUCUAUGGUUACUUCCAUGAUGCAACAAGAGUAUACUUGAUGCUGGAACAUGCACCUCGUGGAGAAGUGUACAAAGAACUUCAGAAGCUUAAAAAGUUUGAUGAGCAACGAACGGCUACUUAUAUGACUGAACUCGCAGAUGCAUUAUUAUAUUGUCAUUCAAAAAGAGUAAUUCAUAGGGACAUCAAACCUGAGAAUCUAUUGCUGGGAUCAAAUGGAGAGCUCAAGAUUGCUGACUUUGGAUGGUCUGUGCAUGCCCCAUCUUCUAGGAGGUCAACAAUAUGUGGCACCCUUGAUUACCUGCCACCUGAAAUGAUUGAAGGGAGGACUCAUGAUGAAACGGUGGACCUGUGGAGUCUUGGUGUCUUAUGUUAUGAAUUUUUAGUAGGAAAGCCUCCUUUUGAAGCAGAAACGUAUCAGGAAACAUAUAGAGCCAUUUCAAGGGUGGAGUACAGAUUUCCUCCUUUUGUAACAGAGGGAGCACGGGAUCUGAUUUCAAAGCUCUUGAAGCAUGACCCAAAGCACAGAUUACCACUGGAAGAUGUACUUAAACAUCCAUGGGUUACAUCAAACUCAACUAAGUCUCCCAAGCCUAACACUGAGGAAACUAAUGUUGCUAAUAAAACUUAGUCAUAGCAUAAUAAGCAUUGCUGACUGCAUUUCCAAAGUAACAGGGAUGGCAGCAAUUGUAAUACAUCUGAUAUAAGAAGCAUAGAAUUUGUCUCAAAAAGAAAUCAGUUUCCUGCACAAUGAACUGUUCUAUGAACACUAUGAAGUCUGAGCUGCAGUUUGAACAGGCAUGUUGCAAUGCUUGUAGUUCCAUUCAAAUCAAUUUGUGAAUAUCUGGAACAUACUUGAACUCUGUGCAUGUGAUUCAAAGCUUCUGGGACACAUCUUGUUCAGGACUUUCUCAGAUAAAUAGUUCCUAUAUUGUUGAUCCUCCUUGCUCCUUGAUAGCCACAUGAAAUUGUUGGAACAGUGCAAUAACACCCUAAGGUUAACCUGUGCAGCGAUGUGACAUGGAUGACGUCUGUUUCUGUAAAUAAGAGCUAAUUGUGCAGUUAUUGUCCUGUGUUCAGUUAGGAAAUACUUUGAAGACUAAAGACUUUAUAAACAAUAAUCCAGUGCGUUAAGACAGCUUGUUCUUGGAUACCUGCUUAUUCAGUGGUCAGAGAGAUUCUGCUUCCUAGGAUAACCUUGAUAGUGAGCAAUUGUACAUUUUAAGGUUCUUAAAAGAAAAACUGCAUAGACUAUUUUUGAUCACCAAUUUUUAAAUAAUGUUGUAUUUGUUUAAGCACCAGUAAAACUUUAUUACAAAAACAUGAUGGUUCUGCAGCGCUUUUAUUUGCAUCUGGUGGUACUUAAAUUUUAGAAUUUACAUUUAUCCAAACAUGUAACACAUUUCACUUCAAGCUGCCUGUAAAGUUCAGAUAAAGUGAAUAAUGUUUGAUCCUGAAAAUACAAGUCCUUGUAUUUUUCAAUCAUUUCUUUUGGCAUGUAGUGAUUCCAGGCAAUUCUCAGAGUUAUCCUGGGGUUAUGAUGAAAAUCUAACUAAUGUAGUGAGAAAGUGUAAUUUUGUGUGACAGCAUUGUUUUGUGAUGGCAAUCGCAGCGCAGCCUGUUGAUGUAACCCCACAACUGUGGGUUAUUAAGCGGGGAGAUGUGGGAAUGUGUAGUUUUUGUAGCCUCUGGAAGCUUCUUCUGACUAUAAUAGUUACAAAUCAAGAAUAGCCAUUUUGCAAUAGGAAAUAUAUAAACACUAUAAAUAGGCACAAUAUCAUUAAAAAAA